Molecule: messenger RNA, 1678 nt
Organism: Rhodofomes roseus
Lineage: Eukaryota; Fungi; Basidiomycota; Agaricomycetes; Polyporales; Fomitopsidaceae
Product: zf-ZPR1-domain-containing protein
Exons: 4
Coding region: 111-1580 (489 amino acids)
Cellular component (GO): nucleus; cytoplasm
Molecular function (GO): zinc ion binding
Source: RefSeq, a predicted model, not a curated record
GGCAGACCUCGAAGCCGCACUCGCCCCAGUCCAUGCCUCUCAUAAGCUAAUAACUCUCACCCCGCGUCCUCCAACUUUACUGCUUGAUUAAAAUCACCCCUACGCCAUUUAUGUCUCAGAAUCUUUUUCCUGAAAUCCGCAAGGUCGCGGACGAGACCGAGAAGCUCGCUGACAAGGACAAUACGACCUUCGAGUCGACGACGGAGGACGACGAGCGGCCUGUGCAGGAGAUUGAGUCGCUUUGCAUGCGAUGUCAUGAGCAAGGUGUCACCAGGCUACUCUUAACGUCUAUCCCCUUCUUCCGCGAAGUGGUCAUCAUGUCCUUCCGCUGCGAGUCCUGCGGCUUCCAAAACAAUGAGGUGCAGCAGGCUGGUACUAUUCGACUGGAGGGCGCGGUCUACACCGUUCGAGUUCUGACACGAGAAGACCUGAACCGACAGUUCGUCAAGUCCGCAACAGCAACGAUCCAGAUCCCGGAGUUCGAGCUCACUAUCCCUGCCUCACGCGGUCAACUGACCACAAUCGAGGGACUCAUCCGUGACACUGUGACGGAUUUGAGCGCGGACCAGCCACUGCGGCGGAUUGAGAACGAGGCAGUAUACCAGAAGAUCCAGACCAUCAUUGACGGGCUCAAGGAGGUCCUCGCUGAUCACGAGGACGAGGCCGACGAAGAUGCCACGGGCGAGGUCAAGCUUCCCAAGAAAGCGAGCGAGAAGGACGCGCCGAUGCGGCCGUUCACCGUGCGUCUGGAUGACCCCUCGGGCAACUCGUUCAUCGAGUUUAACGGGAGCAUGGCGGAUCCCAAGUGGAACAUGCGCACGUACCACCGCACAAGGCAGCAGAACAUCGAUCUGGGUUUGAUCAAUCCUGAUGAGCCCGAGGCGCCGCAGGGCGACAGUGAAGCUGAAGCGGAGGAAGGUCUGAAGAACGAAGAGAUCUUCGUCUUCCCUGGAACAUGUUCUAGCUGCGGACAUGCGAUCAACACCCUCAUGAAGAAAGUUAAUAUCCCUUACUUCAAGGACGUCAUCAUCAUGUCUACGAACUGCGAUAUAUGUGGAUACCGCGACAACGAGGUCAAGUCGGGCUCCGCGAUCUCUGCGCAGGGCAAGCGAAUCACGCUCAAGGUUGAGGACAAGGAAGACCUCAGCCGCGACAUCCUAAAGAGCGAGUCCUGCGGUCUGCAGAUCCCCGAGAUCGAACUGGUGCUCCAAGAAGGCACGCUCGGCGGGCGGUUCACCACGCUCGAGGGCAUCCUCGAACAGGUUUACGAGGAGCUCUCGGUGAAGGUGUUCACCGACGCGCGCCGCGGCGACGACAAGUUCGAGGAGUUCCUGGCGAGGCUGAAGGCGGUGAAGAGCGCGGAGCGGCCAUUCACCGUCAUCCUGGACGACCCGCUCGCGAACAGCUACUUGCAGAACCUGUACGCGCCGGAUCCGGAUCCGAACAUGACGAUCGAGACGUAUGACAGGACGUGGGAGCAGAACGAGCAGCUCGGACUCAACGAUAUGAAGGUGGAGGGCUACGAGGAGGACGCUGCGGAGGAGAGCGAAAAGCAGGAGACCCCGGCGGCGCAGUCAUGACCCCUGGUCAGGAAGCUAGAAGAAACCAAUAUGCACUGUACUCAUACGAGCUAUUACUGUAUUGUUAUCCGAUGUAAUACAUGUACAGUGGAUCUCCA